UUUAGUCGAAUUUCCCAUUCAUCCAUCAGAAUAUCGGUCUAUUUUUAUCUGCAAAAAGUGUUGAGCGUUCUUUCAGGAAUGGGCAUCUGUAUUGCAUUCAAAGUACUCGCUGCGCUAGUUUUUGUUGCUGGUGUGGAACCAUAUUGUCGAGAUGUAGACUGGAGCGUUUCCUUUAAGAGGGCUGGACUGUCAGAGUGUGAUCGAUUAGGAGACAUGAUUGCCAGUUUAUGUAGAAGUCCAGUAGACCGAUCCGCUGAUCAUAUUGACCGACUGGAUCGUGUUAGAUGCUGCAGUAUACCAUUUCCAUGGCAAGAGGGCUAUGACUAUGUUCAGGAAAAUUGGAGGGAAUCUAUGAACACAGAUUCUACCUGGUCAUUGUGUAAACCUGGGUAUUUCCUCACUGGUCUGUAUAGGUCAGUAUAUAAGUUAUACCUCAGCGACAUCGAGGAAGGACGCUGCACCAGACCACGUAACCAUCCGGCUAAGUAUGGACACUGCAACGAUGUUGACAUCUCGGAUUGUUUUGAGAAGUUUAAUUGUUGCUCUUGCACAGAGGGAAGAUUCAUUGUUGGUCUGUAUCGUGGUAAUUGUAAAGACCUGCGAUGCUUGGACAAGCUACGCUGCUGCACGCUGGCGGCUGAGUCACCGCAUUAAACAAAAAGAUCAAUGAUCGAAAGCAGAGGCACUAUGUUUUUGGAUUCAAUAAAUGCAAAUAUAUACAUACAUACAUGAUAUUGGACUGACCAUUAAUAAAUUGUUAAAACU
This is a messenger RNA of Physella acuta, 765 nucleotides long. RefSeq lists its product as uncharacterized. The record is from RefSeq and is a predicted model, not a curated record. NCBI's taxonomy places the organism in Eukaryota, Metazoa, Mollusca, Gastropoda, Physidae.